Messenger RNA from Homarus americanus (American lobster), 6440 nucleotides. RefSeq lists its product as uncharacterized. The transcript is spliced from 41 exons. The record is from RefSeq and is a predicted model, not a curated record. NCBI's taxonomy places the organism in Eukaryota, Metazoa, Arthropoda, Malacostraca, Decapoda, Nephropidae. Gene Ontology annotation, cellular component: cell surface. The coding region runs from base 104 to 6376 and encodes 2090 amino acids. Gene Ontology annotation, molecular function: heparin binding.
CGUGGCGGCCAGUGUGAACCCCCUUCACUACAUCUCGUGUGUCAUUCUUCGAGGGGUCCGCAUUUUAGCUUCUAUCAAGGCAAGGAGAGCAGCAACAGAGAAGAUGUACAGGAGACGAGGCAGGGUAUGCUCGACAACCCUGCUGGGGAUGUUCAUGUGGGCAACUAUCAUCACUGCCAGCGCAACCAUCACUGCAGUGGAUUUUGACACUCCUCACAUGGCCCUUCCAGGUCUACCUUCUAUUGAAGACUUGAUGGACUCUGUGCCGGAUCAACCCUUCGAGACGCUGGCAGAUGUUGAUGCCUUCAUGACUUCCCUCAUGGACUUGGCAGACCUGUACCUUGAGAAAGCUUUCACAGCCCACACCCACAGAUACAAGAGAGCUCUUGAUGUGACAUCCGUGACAGUUACUGGGACCCAGAUAUAUAACUUCAAUUUUUUCAACCCAACUGAAUUUAAUGCCGCCUCCCUGGAGAGAGUGAGUGGACGUCAGCUACUCGCAACACCAGAAAAAGUAUACUGGAUUUUGGGUUAUCCAAGGAGUGGAUGGCAGUCUGUUAUAGAAAUGUCCAGACUAGAUUACAGAAUAAAGCUUUUGGCAAAGUUUCGGUUGGAGAGUAUCGCCAUUGACAAGAUAGACAGGAUUACGGGUGGUUUCAACAUGGGGUUAAUGUGGAUGGCACUUGGGUCAGCAUCCAGCAGUCUAGUGACCAUAGCCUGUGUUAACAUGAAGACAGGCCGCUGGGUCAUCACUCAGGAGAUUACUGUCCAAGGGGAGCUGAGAGCACUUAACAUGUUCAUGGUCAACAAGCAACUGUUUCUGGCCGUGGGAGCCCAGGCCAACUUUGUAGUCGAUUCUGAUGUUGUGUUGUACGUGCUGAUUGACAACUAUUUUGACCGUCGAGAUGAUGUACAGUUAAAGAUGAAGGGUGUACAAGACAUUACUGGCUUCACAGACAGCAAGAGCUUCUAUUACUUAGUGUUUGGUUCUGGGCCUCAGGAAGGUGGUUUGCAAGUGUAUCAGUUUGACAUGCUGGUAGACUCCAUUAGCCUCAUUCAAGUGCUCCCUGACAAUGUCAUGCAAAUGCUACACUUUGUUGACUAUCAUGAUGGCACAAACUACAUUCUUAUAAUCGACACCAAUGCCUUCACAAAGAUUUACCGAUGGUCCAAUCAGCAGCUUAAGGAGUGGCAGACAUUACAGACUGAAGGGGGCUUUGGGCCUUGCUGCUCUGUGGGCUUCUUGACACUGGAGAACUUGGAGAACUUGAUAUUCAUCAGCCAAGGAGGAAAGAUUACCCUCUACUCGGAUGACAUGACUGGCCAUUACUUCCCUACAUUUACAAUCGACACUGGGUGCCACACAGUUCAGGAUCUACGAGGGAUGAAGAUGGGUCCAGACUAUGUUAUCACCUAUAUCUGCCUUGGUGUGGAUGGUACUGCUAUCAGCCUUCAAGCCAGAAGCCUGAUCUUGGAAGAACUGAAACUAGCUGAAUUGGAGACAACAGCAGAUGACCUUCUACAUUGCCUGGAUAAAGCUGACAUGCUCUUAGAUAGUAGGAAACCCAACAUAACAUACCUUGCGGAUCUGACUAUUUCUGGAUCCAUGAUGACUGUUAAUGGGCCACAGACAUGGACUGGAUUAGUGACGUUCAGCAGGGGUCUCACUGUUACCGGAACCACCACUUUCAACAACAGAGUUGACAUUAAGCCCUCUGGCAACAUUGUACCAACUUCUGGAUCACUGGCAAAGUUGUUUUCAGACAUAGAUGACUUAAAGUCCUCUGUAGAAGACCUGGCUGAAGAUUUAGAUAACCUCUUGUACCACUCGGGUGAUCAAACCAUAAACGGCCCUAUCACUGCCUCCACUCUUACAGCUGACAAAUUAGAAAUAGAUGUUUUGCAGAUACAGAAGGUGAAUGGCAUCCCAUUGACAUCCUUUGUGGAAGUGUUUAUGAUAGAUGGCCUUGACCAGACCAUUACAUCUGAAUUUGCUGUGACUAAGAUAACGGCGGACUCCUUCACCACACGCAAUCAGUUUCCGACGGGCACAAUCAAUGGCAUACGUACAAAUGAGUAUAUGAGGAAGAGUGUCGGUGAACAAAAAGUGACAGGAGAUCACAAAUAUACCUCCAUAGUAUCUGGUAAUAUCAUACAUGCAGUGGAUGAGAGAAGACCCAUCUUGUUCAAUGGGAUCGACUCUUCAACAAUAGUCAGAAAAGGAAAAAACGUCACCUUCCAUGAUCAUAAGGACUUCAAUAACCUGAUAAUUGUUGGACAUGCAAAUGCUGGUCUUCUGAAUAAUGUGGACAUGAGCAGACUGACCAGCAGAGUGGUGUACACUGAUACAACACAGCAGCAGACACUGUCUGGAGUCUACUCUCUAGCCUCUGUACAAGUGGAUGGUAAUAUUGAUGUUUCCAACAUCAAUGGUGUCAACUUAAGGAACCUAGAGUCAACUGUUGUUAAAUCUACUGGAGAUUUCACCUUACAAGGUCCUGUGAUGUACACGGAGAGUUUGACUGUGGCUGGGAACCUCUUGGCCACCACCAUCAAUGGUGUGGAGUGGGAUGACCUCUUGGAUCUAGAUUCUCCAAACCUUGUCUCGACAAAUUACUACUUUGUUAAUGCAGUUGUAACCGAUGUAGUUAGGAGCAAUAACAUCAAUGGACUGGAUCUGAGUGAGGACGUGGUGGUGGUUGAUACACAGCAGAGUAUCACAGGUCGUGUAACAUUCAUGACUGAUGUGGAGGUGACCGGGGCAAGAGGUGUGGUGAUGGAAGAUGGAGGUACAGUCAAUGGCAUAGACCCCUCACAGCUGUAUCUCAAAACAGACAGCCUGGUCAACCUUAUCAUUGAUGAAGAAGUUCACUUAAAUGGUCCACUAAAAUGUACUGGUGAUGUCGUGGCUACAACUGUAAAUGGUCUAGUAUUGGAUGCUAUAGAAGACCGCUACUGGAGGCGCUCUGUGAACCAGAAUAUUGGAGUCGGACUCCACAUUAAUCGGGCAGAAUUCCGUGGUCCAGUGACUGGUAUUACUAUUAAUGGCAAUAAUAUGGCUGACUUUCUUCACACGUCUGGGUUCCAAUACAUCAUUGGUCAUUACACCUUUAAGGGGCCAGUUGUCGUGGAGGGUAACCUGGAAAUGGAAGCUUACAAAACAGUGGACGGAGUGGAUGUAUCCGAGCUGGACAAGAAUGUAGUGAAGUUGUUUGGUGAAGAAACCAUUGAAGGAUUUAUUAAUUUCAGUGGCUCGAUUAUGGUUGUUGGCGACUUGGUGUUAACUGGCCUCUUGAAUGGACUGCGUAUACCUUCGGACCUCAUGUUACUGGAUCACGCGCUCUCCCAUACUGGUCAUCUGGUGUUCCGCAAUGAUGUUGUAGUAACCGGUAUAACCUUAUCCAGUAACCUGAUGGUGGACACUAUUAAUGGCAUGGAUGUUGAAGCAGCAGCAUCACAACUAGUUCUAGAUGAUGAGAAUUCCACUGUCAUUGGUGAUCUCCAGUUUACUGGAGAUGUUAAUGUUCAGUACCUGGGUGUCAGUGGCACUGUGGAUGGAAUUAACUUGAAUUCUGUAGUAGAGCGAGCCCUCAAGAAGUCCUCUGUAAAUCAAGUGGUGACUGGACGCAUCACAGUGAAGAGCGUCCACUUCAGCCAGGGACCUGCGCUUAACAUGGUCAACAACAAUGACUGGACUGCACAUCUAACAAAUGUGGUUCUGCAAGAUUACAAUGGUAUUAUCAGAGGUGUCAAGACAUUCCAUCAGGCUCUAAAAAUUGGGGGAAACUUUGAUCCAGUAACAAUAAAUGGCAUCAAUGUUGCCGACUUGGCUCGGCGCAUCCUCAGCAGGUCAACUGAACAGACUGUGUUUAGCCAUUACACCUUCAGCAACAGUGUCAAUGCAAUUGAUGUGUCAGCUGACAUCAUAGAUGGCAUUGAUGUGACUGACCUCUUGCUGAUAAAUGAAGUUGGGUACGUGGGAGGCACGGUCACAUUCGCUAACAAUGUAACCUUCCUUGGAGGACUCAACAGUACUACAGGAGUCUUGGAUGGCUGUGAUGUACUUAAGGCAAAUGAACAUGCAAUAUGGAAAAGUGAGAAAGGUGGUACGAGCCUGAACUUACCAGUGGUGAUUGGGAAAUUGACAAUAACUGGCAGUGCAACCGCCAGUGGAUCCAUCCUUGCCGAUUCCAUUAAUAUGGAUAUAAUGCACUUCCUCGCCACACUCGUCCUGAAAUCAUCUGAUCAGGAAAUUACUGGGGAAGUAGAGUUCCUUCGUGAUGUAGACAUACAGCAACUUCAUGUGGAAAUGAUCGAUGGUGUGGACAUUGAUGCACUUUUCAGGCUGUCUGUCCUCGACAAUGUAGACACGGUAAUAAAGUGCAACUUGGACUUCACGAAGACAUUAUCAGUGGGUAGCCUGACGGUGAUAACAGCCUUGUCUGGUAUUGGUGGUACUGGAGGAGUGCUGGUGAAUGGGGUAGAUGUGUCUGAUAUAGCAGCUAGAGCAGUCCUGGCUACAGGUGGGACCUUCAUCAUCACAGGCCGCAAGACCUUCAUCCAUGGCUUCCACACACACCAUCUUGUGGUGACUGGAUUUCUGGGUGGAGUGCGGGUGUCAGACUUGGUGGUGUUUUCCAGCGGGGACAUAAUAAAUGAUGUCAUCUUUACUGGUUCCCUUACCAUCAGAGGCAACCUCAUGGUGUCUGGCUUGGUGGAUGGUGUAGAUCUGGCACACUUGUUCACCACCAGGAUGACACUCGAUCAAAACCAAACUUUCUAUGGCAACUGGAGAUUUGAAGCCAUCAGAGUUGAAGGUGACUUGGAGGUGGAACAGAUUAAUGAUGUGGUUGUGUCGAACCUGGUGGUGAAGUAUGGCAGGGCAUCACAGGAGAUAACUGGUCACAAGAUCCUAACAGGUGGUCUUCACGUCUUGGGGAAAAUACAGACAGUACUAUUGAAUGGUCUGGACAUCCUACAGAUUAAUAAUACCAUAGUGAGGAAGGAUAAAGAUGCGACCAUUGCUGGAGUAGUGACAUUUGAGUAUGUGGUAAGGGCAAGAAAGUCGGUGGUGGUGGUCCACACAGUUAAUGGUUUUGACUUGUCAGAACUGAAUUACAAUUUGUCACCACUAAAGAGAAUCAUAGAUGAACAAUAUCAGCGUAUUGAUAGAUUACGUUCCCUUUUGGCUUCCUUCAGAGUGACCAACCUUCCCACUGAAAGAAUAUUUGAACUGGCUUACCUUGAGAAACUGGAAUUCAUUAUACUGCCACAUGCUGGCCAUCUGUGGUUUGGAGUGAACCAUAACCUCGAGUCACUCGGCUAUCUUAGUGUCAGAAGUCGUGGCGGUCCCUGCCUCUGUUGUACUCCUGCAACUUCCUUUUUCCAGGUUAACGAAGAUGCUGGGAUAGCUGGUGAGCCUACCUUGCACUCCUCUGGUGCAGUUUUCAUACUCCACCAUACUACAGAGAAGCUUCAGAUAACUUUGAACAGAAGGUGUACAGAUGGAAUCCCAACCUUCAUCACAGUUGACACUACUACAAAGCCCCAAAUGAAUAUCAUCACAGCCACUGUAAACAUAGGUGUAGUGACUGAUGCUGGAAUGUUUGUUGAUAAUGGAAUUGCAUACAUUGUAACUGUGGCUGGCCUUGACCAUGCCUCAAAUGUGGUGGGAACAACAAUUAUACACACAAUAAUGGUUGACCUGACCCUACGACAAGUGGUCGUUGCCUGGUCUAAGGAAACCCACUCCAGUGCUUCCAAAUUAGAUUUGACUUUGAUAAAGGGAAUGUGGUACUUGUUGGUUGCAAACGAGUUCCGAAGUGACAAUGUGGUGGAUCCAUAUAGAGCUACUUCUGAACUCUACGUGUGGAAGAGUGGUAAAAGGGAGUUCCAACUAAAGGGAGAGUACCUCGCUGAUUAUGUUACGACUGGAAUUUUCAUCAAAUCUCCUCUACCUGUUGAAGAGAACUUCAUUUCUUUGGCACAGCUUAAGGCAGCAGACUUCCCAGUACUUGAAGAUAAUCUCAAAUAUACCACAAAAGUAUUGAUAUUCCGAUACAAUGAAGAGACUGAGAACUUCGAGGAGUUUGAAUGUCUUCCAUCCUUUGGUGUGGUGGACCAAGUGACCUUCAUAGUAGACUGCACACUCUACUUGUUGCUGCUCUCAGAAAAGGGAACUUUACAUGUGUAUAAAUAUCACCAUCCAGAGGGCUUCAGACUGUACCAGACCAUAUUAAUUAAAGAUGCCUAUGCACUUGCUAUUGUGAAGAUACACAGUGGCACCUACGUAGUGGUAUCCAUCUGGUACCCACCAGGAGUGUUGGUUCUGAGGGCCAAGAUAAAGGGUAUCAAGCCAUACAGCCUGCUGGAAUAGCCAUAACAUGUCUCUAUUUUAAAUUAAUGUACUGCAGUUUAAACAAUAUAUUUAUGAUUCAAGA